AUGGAGAGUAAAACUCCGGGCACAGUUCUGGAUCAAGCUGUGUCCCGUUCUGUGCCGGCUCAGGCACAAGAUGAGAUGGGCACGGUUUGGGACACAACAGUGUCCCACACUGAGGACAGAGAUAUACGUGUGGCUGACGUGUCGUUCACAGCAUUCACAGGCAAGGCUGAAGACAACAUCCUACAUCGCACCAGCUUAGCGAGAGACUGCAUGAUCCAACUGAACUUCAGGCGGAUAGUUGUGAUGGCAUUCUCCGCAGUCAGGGAGACGGUGGCAGAUGACACGCCUAGCACGAAAAACACGCAAAGGAACGCCCCGACAUCUCAUGAGAACGGCAACAACGUUGGCCAGCAGAAGACAACUUAUGAAUCGCUGUCUCGUAAGCCCGAGAAGCCAGACAAUGUGGACGGCCAGCCAAGUCACACCGACCCGACUACAUCGGCCGUAAGCACGCGCCCCGAAAAUUACUUUUCCGACUGUUCUGAGAUCCACACAGCCAAAACUGGGUACGGUGGUGUAUCUGAUGGAGUUAACAAAAUACUACCUGUAGGUCUGUCCAGCCCGAUCUCUGUAUACUGUGAUCAGACCACAGAUGGGGGAGGGUGGACGGUCAUACAGAGGAGGUUUGACGGGUCUGUCGACUUUAACCGACCUUAUGACGCCUUUAAGUACGGGUUUGGGUCACCCAACGGGGAGCACUGGCUGGGUUUGGAGAACAUAUACCGUUUGACCGAUCAGCACACGUAUACGUUGUAUGUACAGUUAGAAGAUUGGGAUAAUGUUGUCAAGUACGCCAGGUAUUCGUCAUUCUCGGUGGGAAGUAGUAGUUCCAACUAUCACCUCUCUGUUAGUGGAUACAGUGGGACCGCAGGGGAUGGGUUCGGCUCAUCGUCCUCAAUAUCUGAUUACCACCUCUCGGGUCAGCCCUUCAGUGCUAGGGAUGUAGACUGUGAUACCAAUCCCGAGUCCUGUGCUGUAAGCAAUGCCUAUACGGGAGGGUGGUGGUACAAGUCCUGUGGUUUGUCUGCCCUGAACGGCCCGUACCUCUGUCCCUCUGACUUUACCGGUCACAGUGGCUAUGGUAUCUAUUGGGCCCCGUUUGGAGGCUCUUAUACGAACUAUCUGAAAAAGUCCAAAAUGAUGGUCCGUCCUGCCAACUUCAAAACGUAA
Branchiostoma belcheri (Belcher's lancelet) is the source of this 1170-nucleotide messenger RNA. Its product is annotated as microfibril-associated glycoprotein 4-like. The transcript is spliced from 6 exons. NCBI's taxonomy places the organism in Eukaryota, Metazoa, Chordata, Leptocardii, Amphioxiformes, Branchiostomatidae. The record is from RefSeq and is a predicted model, not a curated record. The coding region runs from base 1 to 1170 and encodes 389 amino acids.